AUGCGAUGCUGGCUGUCUCUCGCUUUCCACUGCGUCUCUGCCUUCCACUCGCAUGCUGAGCAGGGUAACCCCGCCGUGCUAACACGGGGUCUCCGCGGGUGCCCCCGUAUUAAACCCGUAUAAGCCCAGCUGAUAGAACUUUUGGCACUUUUUAGCCCAACUGAGACCCCGCUUUAGCCCAGCUGGGUUACCUAUUUUUCUUACACCCGUUGUUCCCCCGUUUUAGCCCAACUGAGACUAAAAUAACCUCAGAAACACGGGUUUAAUACGGGUACACCCGUUGAGACACCUGCUCAGCAUGCGAGCACUCUAGCCCAACGCGUUUGCGUGUUGCGUCGCGUGUGUCUAGUUCAACUGGGGCAAAUGUGUGAUUGUGCUUGGUCAGAGUGAGGAAGAGAAAAGAAGGUCACACAAAGAGAAAGGGAACACUGCAGACCUUUAUACGUCACACCAAAGGAUCUGAAAGACAUUCAGCGAAAGCAAGCUUCUUGAAAUGCCUAGUGAAGGAAAGAAGGGGAGGAGAAAGAGAGAGAGAGAGAGUGGUCAAUCUGUGAGAUCUAGAACGCGACGAGUUUGGUCACACUUUAAUGCGUUCGAGAAGCAAUUGCAUCACACACUGCAAUGACACUCUAACCUUCUCGAAGGUGCUGGCAAAACAGGUACAAGAGGAUCUUUACCAAGCGAAGGAGAGCGAAGUGUCUCAUUUGAGAACGAUUCGUGUCGCAGAAUUUCUUCAGUUUUGCUUCGUUUUCUUGCAUAAAUUAUCUCAUUAUCGCUUAUAACUUGCUUCAAAGUUGUUCUAUUGUCUUCAUAUCUUAAAUUUGAUCUUUUCAGACAAGUCCUAUUCUUCAAAUGAGUGGAAAUCUCACGACUUCCAUGGAUGUUGAUGAAACCGAACAUUCUGACAUCCGAAGGAUUCAAGAUCCUAAGACGACUCUGAAGGUUUCGAAGAUAGAAGAACUCGAUACUCAACGAGAAGAAUUUCGCAAAGAUUCCGAGAGUCUUACUCUGGAACAACUCAAACGAAAGGUUGGUAAUCUUUUCUUACCUCUAAGAGUCUGUUAAUUAAUUAUCUCUUUUAUCAGGCAGAAAUGUUGGAAGAUAAGGCAACAAAAGCAUCCGCGAAGGCUGCAUUCGCAAGAUCUUACUAUGAGAAUGAGAAGAUGUUAAUUGAGAAGAGACAAGCAGCUCAUCAAGAAAGAAAAAAGGUGAGAAUUUGUUGAAUUAAAUUUAUCAAUCUUCUGGAUUUCAGAAGAAGGAUAUUGUGAAGACACAACGUACAAAGUUGAUGAAACUACAUCGAGCUGAGCGAGACAGGAAGAUUAAAGCAAGAGAUGAAGCCGAUAAACUUCGAGAAGAAGGAGAGUAUUAUUAA
Molecule: messenger RNA, 1375 nt
Organism: Caenorhabditis auriculariae
Lineage: Eukaryota; Metazoa; Nematoda; Chromadorea; Rhabditida; Rhabditidae
Source: the annotation of a GenBank genome assembly